AUGCCGCCUAAGCAUGCUCCUCUACAGCCACCGGAACAUCGCCUUCUAGCUCUCGGAAUAGAGGGAAGUGCCAAUAAACUGGGCGCGGGUGUCAUGGCCCAUUACCCCGACGAACCGCCAAAGGUGCUUUCGAACGUCCGGCACACUUACAUCACCCCUCCAGGCGAAGGUUUCCUACCAAGGGAUACAGCACAACAUCAUCGCGAAUGGGCUAUUGACGUGAUUAACAAGUCUCUUGAGGAAGCGGGAGUAACGAUGCAAGAUCUGGAUUGCAUAUGCUACACGAAAGGACCGGGCAUGGGCGCGCCAUUACAGACAACAGCACUGGUGGCCCGAACUCUAUCUCUUUUAUAUCACAAGCCCCUAAUACCUGUGAAUCACUGUGUCGGACACAUCGAGAUGGGUCGUCUCAUCACGGGUGCAUCCAAUCCAAUCGUACUCUACGUCUCGGGUGGGAACACACAAGUAAUCGCGUACUCCCGCCAGCGGUAUCGUAUUUUCGGCGAAACACUAGAUAUCGCGGUUGGUAACAUGCUCGACCGAUUCGCACGCGUCAUCGGGCUCUCGAACGACCCUGCACCAGGAUAUAACAUCGAGCAGGAGGCGAAACGCGGGAAGAGACUGUUACCACUACCAUAUGCGACGAAGGGUAUGGAUGUGAGCCUUAGUGGGAUCCUCACGAAUGCGGAGGUGUACACACAAGACAAGCGUUUCCGCCCCAACCCGACGGAGCAGGAACUCAAUGAUCCCACACUGGACGUGAUCACCCCACAAGACCUGUGCUUUUCCCUCCAAGAAACGGUUUACUCGAUGCUGGUCGAAACUACGGAACGUGCGAUGGCCCAUGUAGGGAGCAAGGAAGUGCUAGUUGUGGGCGGUGUGGGGAGCAACGAGAGGCUGCAGCAGAUGAUGGGCCGCAUGGCCGAGGAACGGGGAGGUAAGGUGUUUGCGACUGAUGAGAGAUUCUGCAUCGAUAAUGGUAUCAUGAUCGCCCAAGCGGGUAUGCUUGCAUUCCGGAUGGGAGAAAGCGCGGAACUGCCAGAGUGCACGUGUACGCAGAGAUUCAGGACGGAUGAGGUGCAUGUCAAGUGGCGGCGAUAG
Dacryopinax primogenitus is the source of this 1101-nucleotide messenger RNA. Its product is annotated as peptidase M22 glycoprotease. NCBI's taxonomy places the organism in Eukaryota, Fungi, Basidiomycota, Dacrymycetes, Dacrymycetales, Dacrymycetaceae. The coding region runs from base 1 to 1101 and encodes 366 amino acids. Gene Ontology annotation, biological process: tRNA threonylcarbamoyladenosine modification. The record is from RefSeq and is a predicted model, not a curated record. The transcript has 5 exons. Gene Ontology annotation, cellular component: cytoplasm; EKC/KEOPS complex.